AUGCUGUAUGCUAGAGCGGGCGUGGUGCGUUCUGGUACCUCCACCGCUACCGCCACCACCACCGCCGCAGUCGACACCACCUCCGGUGCAAAAGGUCUCCCCUCCACCCCGACGACCAUUUCCUCACACCCCAGACCAUAUUCUGGUCGACGGCGUCCGGGGACCGACGAUGAUGACGACGACGACGACGACGACGACUACGACGACGACGACUACUACGACGACUACGACUACGACGACGACAACGACUACGACAACGGUGGUAGUGAUGGUGCCGGUGGCGGGAGCAGCGGCAGGGCGGUGGACUGGAUGGGCCAGCGGGUGGGCGGGCGGUGGCUGAGGAGUGCUCGGAAUUAUCGAACAGCGGCCCCGAAACCUUUAUGA
Messenger RNA from Macrosiphum euphorbiae (potato aphid), 384 nucleotides. NCBI's taxonomy places the organism in Eukaryota, Metazoa, Arthropoda, Insecta, Hemiptera, Aphididae. The record is from the annotation of a GenBank genome assembly.